Molecule: messenger RNA, 1911 nt
Organism: Entamoeba nuttalli P19
Lineage: Eukaryota; Evosea; Mastigamoebida; Endamoebidae
Exons: 2
Coding region: 1-1911 (636 amino acids)
Source: RefSeq, a predicted model, not a curated record
AUGUUACACAAAGUUAUUGUUUAUUUAACAGUCAAUGAUACUUAUCAUGAAAAUAUUAUUUUAGAUUAUAAAGAAAGUAUUCCACCAUUUCUUCUUAUCGAAGGAGAUGUUUCUGUUACAAUUAAAACAAAUUAUGAUACUCCAACAUGUACAUAUCAUUAUUCCACAAAAGGAACAAAAUCCAUUAUAAAAACACCAAUUUCUGGAAAGGUUUCUGGGUCAUAUAAAUCAUUUAGCAUUUGUGAUAUUGAUGGGUAUUCUCGAGUUACUCUUUGUCCUUCACAAAUAACUCCUGAAAAUGAUUGUACAUGUUCUUUUAAAAAUUUUGAAUAUCAAAAUGGAUAUUAUGAUUGUUAUUAUAUUAGUGAACAUAGAAUUUUUAAUAUUAGUUCAGACCAAGAACAAUUACCUGUAGAACAAACGUGGUAUUCUUUUACUAAUAUUGAUGAUACUACUUUGUCUAUUCCAAAACGGAAUAGUCUUUCAUUUGUUGGUGUUGUAGAACCACCAGAAUAUCCUAUGCGUUUUUAUGGUAAAGUAUAUUUUAAUAAUACUCUUAAUAUUACUAAAAGUGAUGUUUAUUUUAGUAUUGGUACUUUCUAUUUAAAUCAAAUAGAAAUACAGGAUUCUGUUUCAAAUGAUGCUGUUCUAUUCAGAGGAAAGUUAAUGAUUGAUACUGAUGAUGAAAUAACAAGACUCAAGAAUAUUGGUAUUAGACAAGUACCUUGUGGUGAUUCAACAAGAAGAUAUACCAAAACAACAAGCUCUAUAGAGUGUAAGUGUACACAGACAUCACCAAUCACUUUCACCCAAUUUGACUGUGAUGAUUCAACCACUAGAAGAUAUGAUAAAUUUACAUUAGUUCUAUCUCAAGAUUAUAAUGGAGGAAAUGUAAAAAGAUAUUGGCAAAAAAUUACCUCAGAUACAGAACUUAAAUCAGUAACAAUUACUGGAGCAGGAAUUAAUGUGGAAGAUGUGUGUGAUUUUAGUAAAAUUUCAAAUAUCAAUAUCAACACUGAUUUAAGAUGUUCGUCUUUGAAAAUCAAUUUAAUGUCAUCUAUUUCUGUUAAUGAAAACUCUCAAUUCUCAUUUGAUUCAAUCACUACAGUUGGUGAUAUAACCUAUUCAAAUUUAGAUAAAAAGGCAAUAAUUCAAGUUAACUCAGGUAAUUUAGUCAUUUCAAGUGCUAUUAAAAUAGAUUUUAGUUCUAUCACUGCUGAUUGCUUUGAAUUAGCUUCUUCAAUCUCUCCAUUUUCUGAUGAACUAUCAUUAGUAGAGUCAAGUGACCAUAACGUUUAUGCAUUAGAUCGUUUGUUAAGGGUAUGUAAGAAGGAUGCUAAAAAUAAUAAUGUUCAUUGCACUAUUUCAGAAUCUAAUUAUAAAUUUGCUUAUCAACAAUGUCCAUGCCAAGGAUCAACUUGUUAUAUCCAAACUAGUCUUAAUAAAGUCACAAUCCCUGAUUCAACUAACAUUGAAAAUGCUAUUCUUUUAUUGUCUCAAAAUGUAAUGUUUUUGAAUGUCCAAAGUAUUGAGAAAAUUCAAAUAACAGGUGAUUUUGAUAUUACUCUUGAAGGAACUCGAAGCAUAUAUAUUGGGUCAAUUGAUGGAUUGUCUCACAAACCAACACUAAUCACUAAAGGAAAUACAACCAUUGAACAAACUCUUAGUGCAGUAAAGUAUAAUCCACACUCAAAACUAACGUUCUUAUCACAAAAUACUUUAAUUGAAGAUGUCAUUGAAACAGACACAUCAAUGAUUACCAUUGACAGAGAUGUGACAAAGUUAACAUUGAAUAGUUUAACUGGAGCUAAACAGAAAGAAACACCUCUUUUUGAUACCGUUACAGCAUCAUCAUCAUUAAAUAUUAAUGGUAUGCCAACAGUUUCUAAUAUAAUGAGGUCGAUAUUGUGA